CUUGAAACUAUAACUAAAGUUCAAAGAUUCUAUUCAAUUAAUGAUGAAUUAGAUAAAGAAGAGAAAGAAGAAAAUAUUGAUAUAAAUUUUAAAGAAGAUUUAGAAUCAGUAAUAGAUAUUAAUUUAAAUAUUACUACAACUUUGAAUUUAAAUGUUAUAAUUAUUAAUGAUAAUACAAAUUUUAAUGAAGAUAAUAAUCAAAAAGUAAAUUUAAAAAGUAAAGUAGAUUUUAAUUUGAAAAAUCUAGGUAGAUGA
Funneliformis caledonium is the source of this 255-nucleotide messenger RNA. The record is from the annotation of a GenBank genome assembly. NCBI's taxonomy places the organism in Eukaryota, Fungi, Glomeromycota, Glomeromycetes, Glomerales, Glomeraceae.